CACGACUCCACGUUACAAUGUCUGAUUGCUUACAUUUGCUCUAAAUGACCGCCUGAGUGUGUCAAACUCUCAUGCAUAAAUAGAAAUGGAAAAAAUAAAAAUGAAUUUCCCCCAAAAAAAUUACUCCUAUUAAACAUAGAAUUGCAAACGUUUCAAUACUUGAAAGCUAAUACAAUAUAUAAAAAGAAAACUAUCGAUUUUGCUCUACUCUGACGGAUGCUCUUAGAUUUAUCCUACCUUUGAUUAGCUGAAAUCUGCUAAAAAGAUAUGGCAUCAAUGGUUGCUAAGGCAUUUACAAGCACAUCUACUCAAUAUUCACCUGCGAUUACGGUACCUGAAAAAGGAAGUAGGAAUAAGAGGAAAUUUAUGGCUGAUCCACCACUAUCUGACCCGAAUAAAUUAAUUCCUUCUCCACAAGAAUGCACAAGUUUUGAAUUCUCCGCGGACAAAUUUGGGAUCAUCCCUAGUUAUGGAUUGAUGAAUGGUUGUGAUAUUUGUAGCACGAAGCAAGAUGCUUCGGAAGGGUUGAAACUCGAUCUUGGAUUGUCAUGUAGUACAGUUGGUCCAAGCCGGGGUAGAGAGGAAGUUAAAACAAAUGAAGAUUUCCAUGAUGCUGAUUGGAGUGAUCUGAUAGAAUCUCAGUUAGAAGAGCUUGUCUUGAGCAACUUAGAUACAAUUUUCAAGAGUGCGAUUAAGAAAAUAGCGGCCUGUGGUUACAGCGAAGAGAUUGCAGAGAAAGCUGUUUUAAGGUCUGGUGUUUUUUAUGGUUUGAAGGACAUUAUGUCGAAUAUAGUGGACAAUACAUUGGCUUUUCUUUGCAGCAGGCAAGAGACGGAUGCAUCCACGGAGCACUAUUUUGAGGACUUGCAGCAGAUGGAGAAGUAUGUGUUAGCUGAAUUGGUUUGUAUUCUGCGUGAAGUCAGGCCUUUUUUCAGUAUUGGUGAUGCGAUGUGGUGCUUAUUAAUAUGUGACAUGAAUGUGUCUCAUGCUUGUGCAAUGGACAGCACUCCUUUGGGUAGUUUGGUUGUUGAUGGGAAUGCAAAUUCCUCUGCCUCUCUGCAGCCUCAUAUCCCAUCAGAGGCCGAAAUUUCCGAAUCCCACAGAGCCACUUUCUGUAAACCAGCCCCUACAGUUGCUUCUGUACAUUAUCCAUCUGAGAGACCCAAUGUGUCUUCAGAUACUCGUGGGCGUAGCUUUCAGCCGGAUGCAUCGAAACCCAAAUCUUCAGUUGUUCUGACAGGACUUAUUCCUGAGAAAGAGAGUCCAUAUCCUCUGUUUGAAACCUUUGGUAAAACCUUAACUGCAACAGGACAAUCCCGACCUUCAACUUCAGUGGAGAAGUUUGUUGCCAGUAGAAAGGUGUCUGGAAUCACCAAAAGAGAAUAUAUACUUAGGCAAAAGUCCCUUCAGCUGGAGAAAUUUAACCGCACUUCUGGUUCUAAAGGGGCUUCUAGGAAACUCAGAAGUUUUGGUGGUUUAGUUUUAGAUAAGAAGCUUAAAUCCCUGGCUGAUUCUGCUAGCAUGAAAAUGAAGAAUUCGAUGAAGGUCAAUAAAAUAGGAGCUACUAUACCCCAGGAUAAUAUACUGAGUAAUUUUAAUGGAGUUGCUUCAACAUCGGUAUUUGGGUCAGAAAAUGGCAAUAGCUCAGUUGAAUUACCUAACUCAGAUAUCCCUUCUCCAUUAUUGCCAGUCAAUACCUCACCUGAAUUUGCUGCUACUAAUACUGAGCUUUCUCUCUCUUUGCCUGCCAAAUACAGCUCCACUCCAAUGCCUAUUAGUUACGAUACUGAGGCCUGUACUUCUGCUUCUAAUAUUAUAUCAAAUGAAAAGUGUAAUGCCCAAUGGAUUCGUCAAGUUAAGAAAGAUGAAAUGAUUCUGAAGUUAGUCCCAAGGGUGACGGAGUUGCAAAGUCAGCUCCAAGAAUGGACAGAAUGGGCUAAUCAGAAGGUUAUGCAAGCUGCUCGUAGGUUGAGUAAAGACAAAUCUGAGCUCAAGACACUUCUGCUAGAAAAAGAAGAGGUUGAGAGGCUUAAGAAAGAAAAGAAGACUUUGGAGGAAAGCACCUUGAAAAAACAGGCUGAGAUGGAAAAUGCCUUACGUAAGGCUAGUGGACAAAUUGAGCGAGCUAGUGCUGCUGUUCGUAGGCUUGAAUUUGAGAACGCUGGAAUAAGGAGGGAAAUGGAAGCUGCAAAAUUGCAUGCAGUAGAGUCAUCUGCAAGCUGUCAGGAGGUAUUGAAGAGGGAAAAGAAGACACUCAUGAAGUUCCAGUCAUGGGAGAAGCAGAAAGCUAUAUUUCAGGAUGAACUUGUAGCUGAAAAACGCAAGUUGAUGGAAUUGUACCAGCAAAUGGAGCAAGCUAAAGUUGUUCAAAACCAACUUGAGGCUAGAUGGAAGCAGGAAAAGAAGGCAAAAGAAGAUUUUCUUACUCUGGCUAGUUCACUAAGGAAAGAACGAGAACAGAUUGAUGCUUCAGCUAAAUCCAAAGAGGAUACGACCAAAUUCAAAGCAGGUUUACGAAAGUAUAAAGAUGAUAUUGAGAAGCUAGAAAAGGAGAUAUCCCAGCUUAGAUUGAAGGCUGAUUCUUCAAAGAUAGCCGCUCUUAAAAGAGGCAUAGAUGGAAGCUAUGCAAGCAGACUGACAGACCUUAAAAAUGUCUCAUUACCAAAGGACAACACUCGAAUGCCUUAUAUCGCCACAUUGGUGGCAGGUUUUGAGGACCAUUCUAAGAGUGGAGGGUUGAAACGAGAACGUGAAUGUGUCAUGUGCUUGUCAGAGGAGAGGUCUAUUGUUUUUCUCCCCUGCGCUCAUCAGGUGGUAUGCACGACAUGCAAUCAGCUCCAUCAGAAGCAGGGAAUGAAAGACUGUCCUUCAUGUAGGAGCCCAAUCCAGCGGCGUCUUUCUGUUCGUUAUUCCAGUUUGUAGUUUCAACUCAAGGAAUGAGUGAAAGCUAUACACUGAUUGAUGGAAACCCAUAGUGAAUGAUGCAUAUGGAUAGCCCUUUCAAAGUCUAGACAGUUAUGCUCGGACUAUGACUUUUUGUAAGAUGAAAAAGAAUACAAAGAAAAAUAAAAAACAAAGAUAAUAUCUGGUAAAGUUAGGAGCUUGUAGGUUACCAGCUCCUUUCAUUGAUUAAACGUUGAGUUUCCUUAUUGUGUUGUUUAUAUGAGAAUCCCCGACUUAUGCUACAAGUUAAUGAGGCUCGUGUCAUGCUGA
Messenger RNA from Lycium barbarum (goji berry), 3213 nucleotides. Its product is annotated as putative E3 ubiquitin-protein ligase RF298. The record is from RefSeq and is a predicted model, not a curated record. Lineage: Eukaryota; Viridiplantae; Streptophyta; Magnoliopsida; Solanales; Solanaceae. Bases 268 to 2922 code for a protein of 884 amino acids. The transcript has 3 exons.